Molecule: messenger RNA, 1039 nt
Organism: Ichthyophthirius multifiliis
Lineage: Eukaryota; Ciliophora; Oligohymenophorea; Hymenostomatida
Product: succinyl-CoA synthetase, alpha subunit, putative
Exons: 3
Biological process (GO): tricarboxylic acid cycle
Cellular component (GO): mitochondrion; succinate-CoA ligase complex (ADP-forming)
Molecular function (GO): succinate-CoA ligase (ADP-forming) activity; succinate-CoA ligase (GDP-forming) activity
Source: RefSeq, a predicted model, not a curated record
AUUUAUAUAAAUUAUAAUAAUAUUUAAUCAAACAAUUAUAUAAUUGUAAAUAAAAUAAAGGAAAAAAAAAAAAUGAUCCCAAAAACGCUUUCUAAAUACUUCUUUUCAAACAAACCAUAUGUAUGGAUAAACAAGCACACUAAAGUAAUAUGUUAAGGAAUAACUGGAAACUAAGGUACAUUACAUACUGAAUAAGCUUUAGCUUAUGGAACAAAAAUGGUUGGAGGAGUAAAUCCUAAAAAAGCUGGAUAGACCCAUUUAGGAUUACCAGUAUUUAAGAACUGUGAAGAAGCCAAAAAACAUACUUAAUGUGAUGCUUCAGUAAUUUAUGUGCCUCCAGCUUUUGCCGCUGCUUCUAUAAUGGAAGCUAUUUAAGCUUAAAUUGAAUUAGUAGUUGUUAUUACAGAUGGUAUUCCAUAACAUGAUAUGAUUAGAGUAAAACAUGCUUUAAGAGCAUAAAAUGUAACUAGAGUUAUAGGACCUAAUUGUCCUGGUAUUAUUAAACCUAAUGAAUGUAAAAUUGGUAUUAUGCCAGGUUAUAUACAUAAGUAAGGAAAAAUAGGUAUUGUUUCUAGAUCUGGUACUUUAACUUACGAAGCUGUAGAUUAGACUACUAAAGCAGGACUUGGAUAAUCUACUGUUGUUGGUAUUGGUGGAGAUCCUUUCAAUGGAACAAAUUUCAUUGAUGUUUUGGAAAGAUUCGUACAUGAUCCUGAAACUAAAGGAAUUAUGAUGAUUGGAGAAAUAGGAGGUGAAGCAGAAGAAUAAGCUGCUUAUUGGUUAAAAGAGCAUAAUACAUAAAAUAAACCCGUUGUAUCUUUCAUUGCUGGAGUUACUGCACCUCCUGAGAGAAGAAUGGGACAUGCAGGAGCUAUUGUAUCAGGUGGAAAAGGAUCUGCACCGGAAAAAAUAAAAACUUUAGAAAGCGUUGGCAUUAAAGUUUCGAGAUCACCUGCUACUUUGGGUGAAGAAAUGCUUAAAGCUAUGAAAGCAGCUGGUUUAGCAUGAAUGAGGCUUUUUUUUAUAUUUAUUUUUUUUU